Molecule: messenger RNA, 778 nt
Organism: Drosophila takahashii
Lineage: Eukaryota; Metazoa; Arthropoda; Insecta; Diptera; Drosophilidae
Source: RefSeq, a predicted model, not a curated record
CAUACAUUCAUUCUCACAUUUGGCAUUAAGUUACAACAACCUGUUUUGUUCCGGUCUACUAUUUUGUAUUGCUUUCUUUUCUCUCUUUCGGAAAAAUUAGUUGGUACUGAAAAAAAUAAAUAAAUUUAAGACUGAUCAAAAAUGAAUUCGUCAAAAGCUUUGGUGACCAAACAGAUGGUGGCCUUGGGAUUCAGCAACCUUGUGAAGAGUCGCGGAAUGAAAAACUUGCGACUAGAUGACAUUCACUACAAGCCUGGUGCGAUGAAGGAGCGAACGUACAGAAGGACUUGGGCGGAACAGCAGUUGGUGCAGCCCGAAGUUGAGGAGCGCUUGGAUGACACAAAGUACAAUCCAGGGCGCUGGACAGAACGAGAAUACCAGGCCACCUGGCGGGAAGCCGUUGAGGAGGAUCGUCAGCAAGAGCUAGAGGAUCAGCGAUGCGAAAAAGAAGAAACUUCCGCCCCUGUGCUACGCCGAUCGUUUGAUCCCAAGAGGCGACUACAAAGGAUCGCCAUUCCCGCCAGUCAGUUCAUCUCCCAGUUCAUCUCCACCCAAAGCAAAAACAAGAGGCGUCACGUAGAAGCUGCCGCAGAUCGAAUGGCGUAUGAUGGUUACCAACUGGUCUGAAAUGCCAACUCAAUUGUUUGUUCAUGACGAGGACACUCUUAAAUAUUAUUUAGUUUGUUAAAUGUUAAAUUCAAACUUCAAAUCUAAAAGGUUAUCUUUUGCUGUAAAUCGAAUGAAACAAAAAGAAAUUCAAAUUGCAAGCUUUGUUAAA